Messenger RNA from Lampris incognitus (smalleye Pacific opah), 7240 nucleotides. It is a transcript of the gene arhgef12b, whose product is annotated as Rho guanine nucleotide exchange factor (GEF) 12b. The record is from RefSeq and is a predicted model, not a curated record. The transcript is spliced from 36 exons. NCBI's taxonomy places the organism in Eukaryota, Metazoa, Chordata, Actinopteri, Lampriformes, Lampridae. Gene Ontology annotation, molecular function: guanyl-nucleotide exchange factor activity; G protein-coupled receptor binding. Bases 753 to 4940 code for a protein of 1395 amino acids. Gene Ontology annotation, biological process: G protein-coupled receptor signaling pathway; Rho protein signal transduction. Gene Ontology annotation, cellular component: cytoplasm.
ACGGGCCAGGCCAGUGUAAAGCAGCCUAUCUGGGGGAGUGAGCGGACGAGGUGCAGCAGCGGCGAUGUUUCGAAAUCACAUUUGGAACUUGUGAGAUUCGGAAAAAGUUCGACGCGCGAAGUGGCCGCGGAUGACGUCAUCCUUCCGGACAACAAGGAUAGGCGACAGCAGGCAGCGCUGCGGUCGAGAUACUUGCAGAGAACGUUGAACGUUCCGCGUCGACGUCUAUAUCAAGUUGUGAAAACUUGGAGAAACCCCGAAGAAAGCGUGAUCGGUCGCUGGCGAGGCUAAAAACUCCACCAACGCGACUUCUUUCGGCAGGAUAUAUUAUUUGGGGGUGAAAAAAAACAACAACGAUAAGUGGUCUGGUAUGCUAAUUGUUUGCCAUUUGUCCACUGACUGAUGCUGACAGCGGUUGGCGAAGUCCCGAUUUUGGGAUGUGAUGUUUGCCCUUGAAACAUUCGGAUUACCUCGUUUUAUUAUCUGUUUACGUGAUAUACCGUGUUUUUAUCCUACCACAGUGGUCUGUGGAGUGUUUACGUUCACAGCUGGCCCCUCUCACAAGGCAUUUCCCUCACCCAACUGCAUUAAGGUUCUUUAACUGAAUUCUGAACCGUGUUGUCUCGGAUAUACAUCGCAGUUUGGUAGUUGCGGGUCGUCUUUGAUGGACUUGACUCUGGGCCGAGUCAUUUUAAACGGGAGAACUGUUGCGUGGUGUUAAGAUGUUAUUCGGAUAAAGUCCGUGGAAACAUAUGAGAAGCCCAAUGAGUGGCACGCAGUCAACACUCGCUGACAGGACCCCAAACAUUCUCAACAAGGACCACCCGCUAGACAAGAAACAUAAGAAUGACAAGUCCCACGUUUCCCUCAAACAUGAGUUUGACCCAACAGGUCUUGUUCAGCGUUGUGUGAUUAUCCAGAGAGAUGAGAAUGGCUUUGGGCUGACAGUAAGUGGAGACAAUCCUGUAUUUGUGCAGCUGGUCAAAGAAGAUGGAGCUGCAAUGCGAGCUGGUGUACAGACGGGUGAUAGGAUCAUUAAAGUUAAUGGGACCUUAGUUACACAUUCAAACCACAUAGAAGUUGUCAAGCUGAUAAAAUCGGGUUCCUAUGUUGCCCUGACAGUACUAGGGAGGCCACCAGGGCUUCCCCAAAUACCCCUGGAAGUUGAGGAAGCGGAGGUGGAAGGGGGAGAGGUUGGCUUGUCAUCCUCUCUCUCUGCUCCCCAAUCCCCUGCACUUCUAAGCAGGGAGCAGUGCAGCCCCUUCAGCGCCAGCACCUCAAGUCCCCAAGACCACAUGACCUACCCUCUGCCUCCUGGGGAUGGUGCAUCAUGGCCCAGGGACGGCAAAAUGGAUGAGCGGGAAGGCGAACUGUCUCAAAGCGAACAACCUCGCUCCUCACAGUCCGAUGGGCCGUGUGCCAACAACAACUCUGUGCCUGGUUGCCCUGUUCCAGAGAGUCCAAGCCAGAGAGAGACUCCGUGCCAUAGCACAAAUAUCAACCCCCAAGACGCCGUCAAGUUUUGCCCCUCGACAGACACAGAGGACACGCCCGACAUGGACUCCAUCACUCAGAGUGGGAUUGGUAAUUCGCCCGCCUACCUUAAACCUCAGAUUAUUGGAGCAGAGGAUGACUACUUUGACACUCAACAAGUGCAGCUCAAUGGUCAGUGUAGUUCUUUCCAGAAUAUAGAGUUGAUGAAAACUCGACCGGCGCACCUGGCUGCCUUCCUCCAUCAUGUAGUGUCACAGUUUGACCCUUCACCUCUGCUUUGCUACCUCUAUGCUGACCUGCACAAGCAGGCCAACUCCAAAGAGAGCCGACGCCUGUUCAUGGACUUCUACUCACUCUUCAUUGAUCGAGGAGCAAAUCUUAAAGUGCCUGUGCCAGAACUCAUUUCCACUGAAUUGGAGCGGCGGAGGCUGGAAUUAAUCCCAGAGGAACUCUGUAAACAGUAUACACAACUGUUACAGGAUACACUCCUACCAGAGCUCAACAAAAACCUGGAGGACUUCAGACAGAAGCGCAGCAUGGGUCUGACUCUAGCAGAUGAUGAGCUGUCCAAGCUUGACUCAGAGAGGGGAAAUGACCACCUGGCACUUGAGAAGGAAUGCUCCUGUGCUGAACACAUUGUUUCUAAGAUCGAGGAUAUUCUGUUAACAUCACAGCCUACAGAAGAGGAAAAAAGCUCAACGAUACAGUAUGUGAUCCUUACCUAUAUGAAGCACCUCGGAGUAAAAGUGAAGGAGCCACGCAGCCUUGAACCGAAACGACUGCGAAUCAACUUUCUGCCAAAAAUCAAGGUGAAGAGCAUCAAGCCUGAGAAGGAGGGAGAAGAAAAGGUGAGGAAGCCUCGCUUUCCCAACAUCCUUGGGCAGCCGAGGCGACCUAGUAGAGUGGAUUCAACUUCAGUUGGCAGGGCCAUAGAGCUGAACAAGCAGCGCUCCCCAAAGCAACUCUCCCAGCCGGCCAACAGCAUCCCUGAACACCCAGACUCUUUAUCUGGCGGCGUCCGAGGAAGCCAGUCAAGUGAUUGUUCAGAUGCAAGCACCCACACCUUACCCUACGCCACCUCAACUCCACACAGCUCCCCGACCAGCCAGGCUACAGAUAACAGUGGUCAAGAGUCAGACUCCGGUUUCACUCCAACUUCCUUUCCACCCAGACAGAGUGACAGUCUGCACUCUGGAGACAGCCAGGAUGCUGAUGCCAACUCACCAAGCACCCACUUUGACUUCAGUCCCUGCACCUUGGACCAAUUGCAAGAGGAGGAACAGGACACUUGCAGGGUGGAGGGGUUGAGUGUGGUGGGCUCACCAGAGGUCCAGAGUGAGGAUGACCAGGGAACAGAGGUUGAGAGCAAAGAGGACCCACUGAACUGGCAGCGGCUGGUUAGUCGAGAGGUCCUGGCAAAUCUAACGCCACAAGAAAUCAAGAGGCAGGAAGUCAUCAAUGAGCUGCUCUACACUGAGCGAGCCCACCUAAGGAUGCUGAAGGUGCUAGACUCUGUGUUUUAUCAGAGGCUAAACAGAGACAGCAUCCUGCCCCCAGAAGAUAUCAAACACAUCUUCACCAACCUAGACGAGAUCAUUCAGCUCCAUGUCUCAGUAACAGAGCACAUGACAGCCAUCAGGAAGAGAACAGAGACGUCCGUGAUCGGCCAUAUUGGAGAUGAUCUCCUGGCAUGGUUCAGUGGUGAGGAAGAGGGGAAAAUCAAGAAGGCAGUAGGAACCUUUUGUAGUAACCAACCCUCUGCUCUGGAACUUAUCAAGUCCAAGCAGAAGAAAGACCAGCGGUUUACCUCCUUUAUGCAGGAAGCUGAGAGUAACCGUCUGUGUCGCCGGCUGCAGCUUAAAGACAUCAUUCCCAUAGAAAUGCAGAGACUGACUAAAUAUCCACUUCUGCUGGGAAGUAUAGCCAAGUACACAGAGGACCCUGAAGAGACGGACAAGGUGAAAAGGGCAGGAGAAUGUUGUAGGAAGAUCCUUAACCAUGUCAAUCAGGCUGUCAAGGAGGCUGAGAAUAAACAGAGGCUGGAGGAAUAUCAGAGAAGGUUGGACCUUUCUUCUCUAAAGCAGAGUGAGAACCCCAUGAUCUUAGAGUUCAAGAAUCUGGAUCUGACCAAGAGGAAGAUGGUACAUGAAGGACCUCUCUCCUGGAAGGUCAAUAAAGACAAAACCAUUGAGCUAUACACAAUCCUAUUGGAGGAUAUUCUAGUUCUCCUUCAGAAACAAGAUGAGCGUCUAGUGCUUAAGUGCCACAGCAAGAAUCUGGCAGGCACCGCUGACACCAAGCACAUCUUCAGUCCCAUCAUCAAACUCAAUACUGUCAUGGUGCGCCCUGUGGCCACUGACAACAAGUCCUUCUUCGUGCUGUCUAUGUCUGACAACGGGGCUCAGAUCUAUGAGCUGAUGGCACAGAGUGUUUCAGAGCAGAGGACGUGGCAGUGUCUGAUCACGCAGUGUGCCGAUGCCAUGAAGUCCAAACACAACAGGAUACCUCUAGAUCAGUCUGAUGCUGAACGGGAUACCAUUGAGAUCAUCAAUGCUGACAUGCCGAAACCUAGCAAAGAUUAUAGCAGCACAGAGUCCACAAUUAUCCAUUCUCCAGAUAAGGACACCAGUUCCUCUCCCGGUCUUCAAGCUCAGCCAUCAGACAUCAAUCCUUUCGAGGACAUAAAAUCAGAAGACGAGCAAGAGGGGUCAGCCAUGGCAGACAGAGAGGAUGAAGAGGUUUACGGGGAGGAAUUUGCGGCCUUCCUAGAAGACGAGCUGGCAGACAAACUACCCUUUCUCCAGGAGAGGUCACGCCAAGGCAUUGCCAUUGAAAACCAUGAGCAAAACCUCUUUGGCAUACCAUCCUCCGUAGCCGAAGAAGCUCUAAAUACAUUGGCAGUGCUGAAGCAGGUCCUUCUCAACCACAUUGCAAGCAAGGGGGAGGAAGAAGAAGAGAGAGAGGAAACAGAGGAUAGUAAGGAAAGAAGGGUGAGGACCCCUGGAUGUCUACAGAGGACCGUGUCGCUUGGGAGCCCUGAGAAUAGCAGCAGAUCAGUAGGGCCAUCUACUGUAGUUGGUGAGAGUGCUGAGAAGAAUCCAGAGAAAGAGGACUCAGAGCUCCCAGCUGGACAUAAAGGGCUGUAUGAUACAGCUGAAAGCAAUGGUAGCUACAUUGUGUUUGAAUGGUGUGGGGGGUCCGAGGAGAGCAACACUGAUAACGGCAGAAUGGCAGGAGAUGUGGCGAUUGACCUGAAGAAGCUACUGUCCUCCUCACAAACAGGGGGCAGCGGUCCUAACCUCAACCGGCAGCUUAUGACUCACCUGCGCCUCCUACAGGCCAACUUGCAGCAUCUAAAGGAAGUAGAGGUUAAGUAUAACCAAUUGUGCCAAAUACCAGGUGAAAUGGCUGUUGAUUCAGAAGAGACCAAUGAUAGGACUCAGUAAUGACAAGGGGUACCUUCUCUCUAGGACCUAGCCCAUGCAAGCCAAGUGUCGGGGGAAUGGGAAUACAUAGUUGCUCCUUGCUAACCUUUUCCCAGAGGCCUUCUUGUAUUGCUGUAGCCCAUCCACUUGUAUUGCUGUAGCCCAACAAUGGAGGCUCAAAGUGGCAGAAAGAAGUGCAGUGCCACCCCUGGCAUGCUUCGCCAUCAGUGGAAUACCUUAUCAACUUUAUCAGGACCAUGCCACUGUAACACAUAACUACUCCAAUCAACAAAUGGGACAAAAAGCAAACAAAUUAUGUUGUUUUCUUGAAAGGAGAACCCUACAAAGUUUCAUCUUUUGUAUACUUGUACAUACUGUGGCUCAUACUUGUCCAAGGAUGGAUCAGCUAAUAUUAGUGACAUGUCAACAUUGAUAACAAUGGAAAUAACAUCAUAAACUUGGAUCAACUGUAUAAAAAACUAAAACAAAACGUAAUGAAACAGAAAAUGGAUAGACAAGUAAAUCAAGUCAUCUAGAGCCAGGAAAAAGAGAGGUAUCCCUUCUCCCUCAUAGUUUGUCAUACACAAGAGAAUGAAUCCAAUAUGAGAAAGAAAAGGGAGCAACUAUUGCAGUACCCAGAAUGACUAGGGAUCAGGGUACAGCUUCCCUUUUAGGACUCAGAGUACUGGUGUAUUAUAGGCUCAUGUGCAAGUAAAAGUUUCUAAUAAGAAAUCUUUAGCAAUUGAAUAUUCAGCCCAAAAUAUUAUACUCAACAAAGACUGCACGAGCUCAAAUAGUGAGUGUAUAGCAGGAUGGAAGUAAAACAUUUUCUGCCCUUAAGGGUCAGCGCAUACAAGAUGAUGAAGGAAACUCCUCACAAUCUUACCAUCCUCAAAGCUUCAUAAGGCCGAGUCUACACAGCACAUGGAAUGGCUGUUAAACAGCCACAAUUCCAUGCAGAGUAAAGUACAGUUUUGGUGUCUAGUCUAUUUUCUCUGUGCACCACAUGCAGCAUUCACAAAAAUAUAUUGGGGAAAUACACUUUAUAAGCAUACAUGAAUCAUAUCUUACAACCAUGUAUACCAGGCUUCAUACUCUAACAUCUAGCAGCCUGUACUUGUGUCUUUGUAUGGUUAUUGUCUGUUUACCUAUAUGAACAUCACUGUAUAUCAGUACUUACCAUAGAGAUGAUAAAUGUCCAAUCUCCUAUAAAAUAACCCUUUUCAAAUAAAAAUAGCUUUAUCACUGAAUUAUCUAAAUGAAAAUAGAUGUUAAAUCACUUCAAGUUGUUACACUUAGAGGGCCAUGCCUAGAUCCCUGCGCCUGCUCAGCAUGUGGUAUAAACAAUAAGCUGCAAGUCUCCACGUAAAAUCUGUUCCACGGCUGUUCUGUGUGCUGUGUAAACCCGGUGUAGCCCUCAAAGGUCAUCUCACGGUUGUCUUAAUCUUCUUUAAAUGAACUAGAUCUAUAGUACAGGCUCUCCAUUUAGUCGGGAAAAAAAGCUCAACCUUUAAUUUUAUUGAACACUUUUAAAUGAAAAAUAAUUUCAAAAGGGAAACAUUGGACGUCAUCUAACCAAAAAAGCUAAAUAUGUUGAGGAAGCUGUUACUGUCGUAAUCACUGAAGAAGUGAGGGUGCUAUUUUUAGGACCCAUCUACCCCAGCAUCUUCACUGAUUAAAUGGUUGAGAUGAUAAAGAUAAUAACACAGGCACAGUACUGUAAAAUGAACAUUGCAGUGUGUUUUUCCAGUUCUGAGAAAAUAGCCCUUUAAGGUAAUUUCCCCUCACACACGAUAUCAGACAGAUUCUAAACAUACUAUAUGCUUGCACUUAUUAAAAAUCUAAAAUUUAAGCAGUUUUUUCAACCAGUGAAAUAUUUUAUUACCUUCUGCCUUAAUUUGCUACUCAUAUUAAACUUAGAUUUAAGACUUAAGCACUUAUGUAAACAAUUUUGCCACUUGGCAUAAUGGACUGAUGUCUAGACACUGCAAAAUGAAAGACUACUUGCAGCAAAACACACAGAAACAUUCCACUUCAGUAAAUUUAUACAAUGCCUUAAGCACCCAGCUUUAGGGAAAGCCCUCAUAAGCACCAAAACUCACAUCAUAUGCAAUGUGCUCUACAAUAAAUGACAGUUAGUGGGAUCUAGCACACCAUCUUCUAUAUAAAUGGUUGGAGCUGUAUGCUAAAACUGCUGGGCACACAAUGUAAUACAAUGGAGGACUGAUUUUUGAGUGAUUGUAAGAUUCUCCAAUUACUUACUUCUCUAGCAUAUCAAGCGAAGCCUGGCUUCCCUUAUUUUUCUAAUAAAUAAUUAUUGG